AAACAGCAGCCCUUUAUCCAUCUCCUGCUUUUAUAAAACAUACUAAAAAAUUCCUCAUAACUAAAAAUCUUUGUCUAAAGCCCAAAUGGACCAAAAUUUUACACACAGCAGCACAACAGAAAAACAAAACCAAAUACAAAACGAAAAGAAAAGAAAAGUAAAAAAAGGCAACAGGGAUGGAAAACUAAGACAGAUGGAAAGAUGGAUAGGUGGGGAUAGAUAUGUCUUCUAUUAUCCUCCAAAAAGGAAAAAAUAAAACUUAUCAUUUUUCCCACAUUUACCCUUCUCUGUAUCUCAUGAUCUUCUAUCAUUCUAAUUCUACUCAGGCUCUUCUUCCCCCUUUCUUCAUGGGCCUUUUUGGGUUCUCACAUUCUCCUUCCAGUUUCAGAGAUAGAGAAUACCAUUUCCACCACAUCUUCCUUAUUAUUAGUGUUUUUAUUGUUUUAAACUUUUCUCCUCUUCUUCGUUUCUCUGCCCCUCCCCUUUUACUUUUUUUUUCUUUAUUCACAAUUUUAAUUUUAUAUCCCUUACUGACUCAAUUCUGGAUUUUCUGAUUUUCUUUUUUUUUUGUUGUGAAAAAGGUAAUAAAAACAAGGGCUUAUUUUUUUGGGUUCUUGAAAUGUUUUCUUUUUUGCUAAGAUAGAAGGGUUGGGGGCUUCUGCAAAAUUUCUGAUACAGUUUCUGCUAAACUUCUAGUAAAGAAAUGUCAAUUUUGAAGUAUAGAAGAUGAAAAGGGCUUCUCGGAAUCGGCAAUAUAACAAUAACUCUGUUGAUGAGGAAGCCAGGGCUAGACUAAAGCAUCAAAGCCUACUCCAGGAGUUCUUGGAAUUGCAAAAGGAAUUUGUUUCAAAGAAGAAGAAAUUGGAGACGGUUAACCAGAUGCGAGGAAGCCUUUUGAAUGAAGUUCGAUUCUUAAGACAGAGGUACAGCUAUUUAUCAAUGGUCAAGUCUCGAGAAUAUGGACUACAAAAAGAUUCUGUUCAAUCACAAAAUUCCUACCUGCAAACCAAGAUGGUCAAGAAUUUUGGUAUCAAUGUAUCUGUUGAGAGGAGACUGAAGUCUCUUCCUGAUUUAGAUCCAAAUGUUCAUGAGGAAGGGAGUGGGAGAAGUCAAGUAGAUGUUCAGGCGGUGUCUAGAAAGGGGAAGAAGUCGCAAAACCGUUUGAUGAAUGGAAAAAGAGUGGGGAAGAAGAAAAUCUCAUGGCAAGUUCAGGUGGCGUUUAAGAUCUAAUGAAUAAUGAGUAUUCUUUUCACUCAUUGUUUUAGCAGUUAACUGAGGUAGGCACAAGAAUUAACCGUCUCCCUGUAAUAACUUCUGAUUGGCAUUGCUACAGAUUUUUAAUAUCAUUGUCUUACACUUAUUUCUUCCAUUUUAACUGUGAAUCAGGACAAAUUUUCUCAGUUUGGUAUUAAAUGAAUAUAUCUGUGGAGUAUCAGUGUCUGAUUUUCAGAA
Gossypium raimondii (Peruvian cotton) is the source of this 1452-nucleotide messenger RNA. RefSeq lists its product as uncharacterized. The transcript is spliced from 4 exons. NCBI's taxonomy places the organism in Eukaryota, Viridiplantae, Streptophyta, Magnoliopsida, Malvales, Malvaceae. The record is from RefSeq and is a predicted model, not a curated record. Bases 727 to 1230 code for a protein of 167 amino acids.